UAUAGGAUUCGCGUUCACACGAACCAGACUCGCUCAUCACUCUCUCUCUCCCCACAAUUUGCUGCUUUAACUGCUCUCUCUCUCCAUGUGGGGAUGAUGUGGCAUUACUCAUCUCCCUCGCCUCUCUCUGAUUCACAUCUUCUCCUCGAAUGAUCGGUUAAAAGAGAGGAGGAGGAUAUGGUUUCAGAGACUUGGUUUCGCAAUCUGCUGAGAUUCCCAAAGAAACACGAUCAAGCUCACAAAGAUAAAGCCGUGCUCGGAGUAUUAGCCUUCGAGGUCGCGAGUUUACUCUCCAAACUCGUCCACUUAUGGCAGUCUCUCAGCGACAAGAACAUCACACGGCUCAGAGACGAGAUAACACGCUCCACGGGUGUAAAGAAGCUUGUUUCGGAGGACGAUGACUUCGUGGUGAGGCUGAUACGCGACGAGAUGAUGGAGAAUAUCGAGAGCGUGGCAAAAGCCGUGGCUAGGCUCGCGAGAAGAUGUAAUGAUCCAAAGCUGAGGAGCUUUGAGAGCUGUUUCUGUGAGAUGAUGAUGAAGACGACGGGGGGAGGCGAUCCUUACGGGUGGCGUUUCGGGUGGAAGAAGAUGGAUGGGAAGGUUAAGAAGAUGGAGCGUUUCAUCUCGGCUAAUGCGAGUCUUUACCAGGAGACUGAGAUUCUUGCGGAUCUUGAACAGACGGUUAAGAGGAUGAUGGUGAGUAGUGAAUCCGCGACGGAUAGUGUUUUGGAGUAUAAGAAGAAAGUCACGUGGAAAAGGCAUGAGGUGAAGAAUCUGAGGGAUGCGUCUCUUUGGAACCGGACUUAUGACUAUACGGUUCUUCUCUUGGUUAGAUCGGUUUUCACCGUCUUGACUAGGACUAAGCAUGUUUUUGGUAUUAGCUACAGAGGAGUGGAGGCUAGCGAUGAUGUUAGCUCUGUGGAUUCUGAUUUCAUAGGCCGCAGCCAAUCGGUUUCUACUGUUUUGACGCAUUUGUCUCAUCAGUCCGAGAGUGUUGGUCCUCCUAGAUUUGCUUCUGGUCCCCUUGGGAGAUUCACCGGUCCAGCAUCGGGUUCGGUUCCUACAAGGUCCGCGAAGAUGAGUGAUUUCCUUUCGGAUUCUCUCAGCAGCACACAAUCACCUAUGUCAGGUCCUCUUGUUGCAGAAAAGAACAAACGUUUCAAGUUUUACUCGGGUCCUCUGGGAAAGAUCACUUCCUCCAAAUCAGGACCGCUUGUUGGAAUGGGGAAACACAACAAGAAGAUGGGACAGACUCCUGAAAGGUCUUCAGUUUCCUCAGCUAAAAAGCAAAUGAAAUCAAACCGGUUAACACAGGUUGGCCCGUUUAAAGGCUGCAUGGUGUCUCAAGAUGGUAUUACUCCACUCAGCGGUAGGACACGGAAUGGAGCUAGGAGUAGUAGUAGCAACGCGGAGCAUCAUGUUCCUAAGUCAGUACACGUUGAGAACUCGGCGUUUCCUUCCCGACCCAAGUUGUCAGAUGCUGCUCCUAAUACCCUUGGUGCAGCUUGCUUAGCGUUACACUAUGCUAACGUCAUCAUCGUGAUAGAGAGAUUUGUUGCAUCUCCUCACUUGAUAGGGGAUGAUGCGAGAGACGAUCUUUACAGCAUGUUACCGGCGAGCGUGAGAACCUCGCUGAGAGAAAGGCUAAAGCCUUACUCGAAAAACCUGAGUUCUUCCACGGUUUAUGAUCCAGGACUAGCGAAAGAAUGGACAGACGCAAUGGCGGGUAUCUUGGAAUGGUUGGGUCCGUUAGCUCACAACAUGAUAAAAUGGCAAUCCGAGAGGAGUUACGAGCACCAAAGCUUGGUUUCGAGGACGCACAUAGUUCUUGCACAAACCCUUUUCUUUGCAAACCAGCAGAAGACAGAAGCCAUCAUCACGGAGCUUCUUGUUGGGCUCAACUAUGUCUGGAGAUUUGGCAGAGAACUUAACGCCAAGGCUCUUCAAGAGUGUACCCGUGAUAUAACCCUUGAGAAAUGCUUGGACACAGAUAACUAGCGAAGCUCUCCAAGACUACAUGUUUACUACCUCUUUGACCCAAACCGGCAUUGGAACUCACCCCCGGGGAAACCAAACCGUGGGCAAGCCCAGUUGUCCAAUGCAGCUUGAACCAAACCAGAGGACAAAAAGCUGUUACAUUGCUCGAUUACCACGAGAGAGGUAUUAUGAUCUGCACACGUCUCUUUAUUAUCUUAUCCCCUUUAGUACUCUGCUUCGUGGAUUGCAAAUUGUGACUUGUUUGUAGUAGGAUGAUGAUGCAUUUGUAUAUUGUUCAAUGAUUUUAUUGUGGUUGAGAUACAUUCUACUGCAUAUAUGUAUGUGCCAUUGUUGUUUAUGUAGGUGAUACAGAAGAAUUCUUGAUUUCAAAUUUUAUGUUUGGUGUUUCUCUU
Molecule: messenger RNA, 2390 nt
Organism: Raphanus sativus (radish)
Lineage: Eukaryota; Viridiplantae; Streptophyta; Magnoliopsida; Brassicales; Brassicaceae
Product: protein PSK SIMULATOR 1
Exons: 2
Coding region: 178-1998 (606 amino acids)
Biological process (GO): positive regulation of growth
Source: RefSeq, a predicted model, not a curated record